AUGGUACGUCAACAACGUCUUUUCUCAGCUGCACCUCUAACGCAGCUGUCGGAAGAUGAGCAAAUGCUUAAGGAUGCCGUUGCCCGUUAUAGCAAAGAUAAAAUCGCCCCGAGAACCAGAGAAUUUGAACGUAACGAAAUGGUUCCAAUGGAUCUCAUCCAAGAAUUAUUCGACCAAGGGUGGAUGAGUGUACGAUCACCUCUAGAGUAUGGCGGUCCUGGAGGCAGUCUUUUUAAUGCCACCCUAAUUAUUGAGGAAUUAGGAAAACAUGAUCCUGGUAUCAGUGGUAUGCUUGACGUCCAAAAUACUUUAGUCCUUGGCAUUGCCUUGGAUUAUUUUAAUGAAGAGCAAAAGAAGAAAUAUCUAACCAAAUUAUCGACGUCAACGGUGGGCUGUUUUUGUCUUUCUGAACAAGGUUCCGGUAGCGAUGCAUUUGCUAUGCAAACGCGUGCUGUACGUGAUGGAAAUGAUUAUGUCAUUAAUGGCACCAAAUUAUGGAUCACUAAUGCGGACAUUGCUGGUUUAAUGUUUGUUAUGGCCAAUGCCGCACCUGAUCAAGGCUAUAAAGGAAUUACUUGCUUUAUUGUUGACGCUAGUACGCCUGGAGUAACCGUAUCACAAAGAGAAAAGAAACUUGGCCAACAUGCAGCUGCGAACUGUCCUGUAAUCUUUGAAGACGUUAGGGUUCCGGCUAGUAAUGUCAUUGGGGGAAUUGGUCUUGGCUACAAGAUUGCUGCUAGUAUGCUGAAUGAAGGGAGAAUCGGAAUAGGCGCUCAGAUGUUAGGGGCUUCUCAAGGCGUUAUGGAUUACGUUGUACCAUAUACUAUGGAAAGAAAACAAUUCGGGAAGCGAUUGUUUGAUUUUCAGGCAAUGCAACACCAAAUAGCUGAAGCAUGUACAAAGAUAGAAGCGGCUCGUUUACUCGUAUAUAAUGCAGCAAGACUUAAGGAUAGCAACAAACCUUAUGCUAAAGAAGCAGCAAUAGCUAAAUAUUAUUCUACCGAGCUGGCUGUACAGGUUGGUCUGAGCGGUAUCAAAUGGCUUGGAGCACUAGGCUACAUGAAGGAUGCUCCUGUAGAAAAGUUACUGAGGGACUCUAUCCCAGGAGUUAUCUAUGAGGGUACAAGCAAUAUAAUGCUGAACACUAUCGCGAAAUUUGUUCAAGAUGAAUAUAAGUAA
Messenger RNA from Trichoplax adhaerens, 1179 nucleotides. RefSeq lists its product as hypothetical. The record is from RefSeq and is a predicted model, not a curated record. Gene Ontology annotation, molecular function: flavin adenine dinucleotide binding; acyl-CoA dehydrogenase activity. NCBI's taxonomy places the organism in Eukaryota, Metazoa, Placozoa, Uniplacotomia, Trichoplacea, Trichoplacidae. The transcript has 11 exons. Gene Ontology annotation, cellular component: mitochondrion. The coding region runs from base 1 to 1179 and encodes 392 amino acids.